GAAUGAGUGUCAGUCCUAAGUGGGACCCUUGUAAGGUCAGGCGGCACUUAAGGUCUCAGAUGCAAAGGGCGCUCGAGUCUGCACACUGGGACUACUGCACUGAAGCAAUCGCAUCCAGAACAACAGAAACAGCAGGUUCCAUACUACAUUGUCGAAGAGUUUGUAUCCCACUCAUUGACCAAGUGCGAUGAUCCAAGAAAGACAAUUCAUUUCAAUAAAUGCUGGUCUACUGACGUGAGCAGAAGGGGGCUCUCUGCUUUGAAGACUGAACUCCAAGAGUGAUUCAACAUAUGCCACAUACAUGAAAAAAUAAACACCGAAAAGCAGAUGGUGUAGCCAGGAAGACGCCUGCUAAAUUUCCAAACGCCUUAAAAGUCUAACCCACAUCCUGUGUGAAGAGAUGGUCGGGUUUGCUCCCACCGAUGCUACUCCCUCAGCAGCUGUGAAAUUCUUUGGGGCAGGAUUGGCGGGCUGCAUUGCCGAUCUGGUCACUUUCCCUUUAGACACAGCCAAAGUGAGACUACAGAUACAAGGGGAAUCUAAAGGACCAAUGGGCAACAAAAGGUUUCAGUACAGAGGGGUAUUUGGAACCAUCACCACUAUGGUGAAAGAUGAAGGGCCAAGGAGUCUGUAUAACGGUCUGGUGGCCGGCCUUCAUCGUCAGAUGAGCUUUUCAUCAGUUCGGAUUGGCUUGUAUGAUUCCAUGAAACAGUUCUACAGCCAAGGGUCUGAUAAUAUUGCCAUUACUACUCGAUUGCUUGCAGGCUGUACCACUGGUGCAAUGGCAGUCACUGUGGCUCAGCCUACAGAUGUCGUCAAAGUUCGAUUUCAGGCUCAGGCAAGAAGUGGCAACAAUAUCAAGCGAUACAGUGGAACAAUGUCUGCUUAUAAGACAAUAGCUCGGGAUGAAGGAAUCAGAGGGCUUUGGAAAGGAACCAUACCUAAUAUUACACGCAAUGCCAUUGUGAACUGUGCUGAACUGGUCACCUAUGAUGUCAUCAAAGAACUCAUCCUAAAGAAUGACCUUAUGACUGAUAACCUUCCCUGCCACUUCACAUCUGCCUUUGCAGCUGGCUUCUGUACCACCAUCUGCGCUUCCCCUGUGGAUGUAGUGAAAACAAGAUUUAUGAACUCGACUCCUGGACAGUAUAGCAGUGCCUUGGGGUGUGCUUUCACCAUGUUGACAAAUGAGGGACCCACUGCUUUCUACAAGGGGUUUAUGCCUUCCUUUCUUCGACUGGGAUCCUGGAACAUUGUGAUGUUUGUGUCUUACGAGCAAAUCAAGAGAGGGCUGAUGAGAGCACAACAGUCCUGGGAGUCACCAUUUUGAGGCUGAUUAUGUGCAGAGGGCUAAACUAAAAAUGGACAUAAUCAAAAAGCCAAAGCACUUUUGAACUGUUUUGAUAUGGUGUUUCUACUGAUAAAGAUCCCUGCAGUUUUUUUUUUUGUUUUUUUUUUUUUAAAUCGCUGGGCGAUUGGACUCAUACGGUGGUACAAGAUUUUUUAUUUAUUAAAUUUGUAAAUAUUUUGUAUGUUAAGUAAAUGACUUAAAUUUUCAUAAAUGAAUGUUUAAUCAAAUAAUUCAAAUGUUUCUACCAAAACAAAAAUGUAGUUCUUUUUUAAUCCGUAAGUCCUUAUUUUAACAAACAAAAAUAGCACAUACCUUGUUCAUCAUCUCUUUACAUUUGCACAGUUCUCAUAGUGAUGCACAGAUGGGUAGUGACUUACUAAGAUCUGAGAGGAAAUCACUGGUGGAGUCUGAACUAGAAAGCAUGUGGCCUUUGUUUCAAAACCUUACCUGUAUUUAACUUUGGUUCAAUUAAACUCCAUUAGUUUAUUCUA
This is a messenger RNA of Polypterus senegalus (gray bichir), 1842 nucleotides long. RefSeq names its product mitochondrial uncoupling protein 2-like. The coding region runs from base 401 to 1330 and encodes 309 amino acids. NCBI's taxonomy places the organism in Eukaryota, Metazoa, Chordata, Cladistia, Polypteriformes, Polypteridae. Gene Ontology annotation, cellular component: mitochondrial membrane. The transcript has 8 exons. Gene Ontology annotation, molecular function: oxidative phosphorylation uncoupler activity. Gene Ontology annotation, biological process: adaptive thermogenesis; mitochondrial transport; response to cold. The record is from RefSeq and is a predicted model, not a curated record.